Molecule: messenger RNA, 1626 nt
Organism: Gilbertella persicaria
Lineage: Eukaryota; Fungi; Mucoromycota; Mucoromycetes; Mucorales; Choanephoraceae
Exons: 4
Coding region: 63-1544 (493 amino acids)
Biological process (GO): protein deubiquitination
Cellular component (GO): cytosol; nucleus
Molecular function (GO): cysteine-type endopeptidase activity; cysteine-type deubiquitinase activity
Source: RefSeq, a predicted model, not a curated record
UUUUUUUUUUCUUUCCAAUAUAGGCGUAACUUUGUCUUUAAGCCUAGACAUAUCCAUAUUUUAUGGCUAAACAAAACUUUAAACAACGUCGCCAAGGCAAAUUUAAAAACAAUGCUCCUAACCACAAAGUCAACAAACCAAAGAAGCCCGAACCUAUCAACCACAGCAUCAAAGGCCCAUUGUUUGAAAAGUCAAAAUUAUCAAGUGCCUGGAAAUUCAACCGAAAAAUCGGUCCUGGCCUUGUCAAUGGCCAAAACACUUGUUUUUUAAAUUCGGUCUUGGCCUGCUUGACCUAUACGCCUCCUUUGGCACAACAUUUGCUGAAGCAAGAACAUGGUCCUGUCUGCCACAUCGAAGGAUUUUGUGCCUUGUGCUCGAUGGAAAAGCACGCUGUGCGUUGUUUAAAGGACGACAAGAGUUAUGCUAAAGGAGCUGCUAUUCUUCCUCGUUACUUUACGAGCAAUUUAAGAGCUAUUUCAAAAACAUUGCGUCUCGGAAGACAAGAAGACGCUCAUGAACUUUACAUGUUUUUAUUGUCUGCUUUUCAAAAAGCGUCCAUUCAGGGAUUAGGAAAGUUACCACCCAAAGUGGAAGAGACAGCUCUGAUCUACCAAAUCUUUGGUGGUAAACUUCGAUCUCAAGUCAAGUGUUACAGCUGUAAAGCCACUUCCAACAAUUACGAAGCCUGUCUUGAUCUCAGUGUCGAUCUUGGCAACAAGGCCAAUUCGAUCGAAUCAGCACUUGACAACUUUACUAAAAUCGAUGUGAUUGGCAAUGAUGAUCCUAGCAACCGAUAUAAAUGUGAUGCUUGUAAGCAAAUGGUCAAAGCAGGCAAACAAAUGACCAUUGAUGAACUUCCCAUGAUGCUCACGAUCCAUUUAAAGCGUUUUGCUUUUGAUCUUCAACGUGGCUAUAUGCGCAAGAUCAAUACAGAUGUUCAAUUUCCUCAAGCGCUCAAUAUGGCACCUUAUGUUAGCCAAGAAAAAAAGGUCAAGGAAGCCAACUAUAGAUUAUAUGCCGUCCUUGUUCAUUUUGGUCAUGGAUGUGAUUCUGGGCACUACAUUGCUUAUGUCAAAGCACCGAAUGGUCAAUGGUACCUCAUGGACGAUGAAGAUGUGACGCCUGUCUCGAUCAAGCAAGUGUUAUCGCAAAAGGCCUAUAUGCUCUUUUAUCAACAAGAAUCGCCUAUUCAAGUCACAUCAUCACCACCUCUUGUGCCUGUCAAAGAAGAAAUCAGUGCCAAGAAGGUAUUGGUGACGCCUGAAACUAAGAAGCCUACAGAAAAGAGAAGAGUUCAACUUAUUGAACCUACGGUUGAAUCAGACAAUCCUCGUGCAUGGACAGUUCAAUCGUCUGAAAAGCCCCGACGAUCCAUGCGUGGCAAUUUAUCUCCUCCUACCUUCAGUGCUAAUGUCAGCGAUGAUAGCAUUUGGGCCAUUACAAGUUAUGAAGAAUUCAAACGUAAACAAAAAGCCAACAAAAGACGUGUCUUUAGAGUCAAGUUGGAAUCCAAAAAAUCACCAUGGCAUGUUUCUCCUUAUUAAAAAAAGAAAAAAAAGUAUAAUAUGAUUUGUAAAUAUACCUUUUCCUUUUUUUUUUCUUUAAUAAAACACUACAAAAAAAAAA